AUGGCUCAACCGGCACCAUUGCCACCCACGCCCCGUCCAGACACCUUCCCCGACCCUCCCGACGCCGCUCUCCUCCCAGGCCUGCCCAUCAGCUCACCGGGCGACGACUGGGUCGUCGACUUCGAGAACAUACAAGCAUACGAGAAGGCCAGACUAGCCAUGAAACCCACGCACGCGCUUCGCGAUCAAUGGCUGGCGUCGGAGCGGAACUGGAAGUAUGGGAUCGGCAAGGGCUGGGCCGGGAAGAAGGUGUUGGGCCAGGGCGGCCAGGGGAUUGUUGGGCACUGGACGUAUGAGGGUGCGGAUAGGCGGCAGAAGACGGUGACGGAUGUUGCUGUCAAUCAGGCGCUGCGGGCUGGGCCAGCGAACACGGGCUGGGGACUAAUCCAACGCAUAUACCUGGAAUUCUGCCCCGGAGGCGACUUGAGUGAUUGGUUGGACAGGUAUUACGACCUUCCAAGGAACGUCGCGGAAAACGAUCUCUGGUGUAUCUUCCAGUGCUUGGCGAGAGCAGCGUUCGUCAUGCAUCAUGGAAGCGAGGAUCCGAAAAGCGAAAGAUACAUGACGGAUGGCGAACUCGUUCAUUUCGACCUGAAACUAAACAAUGGUAGGAGGAAAGGUCGUUUGAAGGCAACCGAAGAGCUAACUUCUUCAGUUUUGGUUGGGGAUCAAGCUCUGGAUAACGAGCACAGGAAUCAACCUCCGUAUAAGAUAAACGACUUUGGGCUAUCGAAAAAGGUAACAACAGGGCCUCAGGACGCGAAGUAUUUGAAGAAAUACCAAUAUUAUAGCACGUACUCUUGGUAUGCACCACAAAUCGGCCUGAUAAUGCAAGUCCUGAUGCGCAAGCCUCCCAACAGGGUACCAGACUGGCAGAACUUCACAACCUACCAAUCCAAAGCAACAUACCGUCUCGCCACCGGUGGCCUCACCGUCGGCUCCAUCCUCGACGAAGAGCAAGACGGGCAAGAAGGGGCGCGCUCCCUCUACAGCAGAGAACUGCGCUCGCUCAUCGCAGAAUGCCUGCUACUCGCGCCCGCGCACCGGAUCCUCCCUCGGGAACUGGUGGAGCGGACAGCGGAGGGAGUACGCACGUGGCAGACGUCGCUGGGCACAACCCUCGGUCCGCCGUUGCCCCAGUGGCAGGAGCCAGUUGUAUCUGCACAGUGGCUGGAGGGGUGGGAUGAUGUUGAUCCGCUGCAGGCUGCGUUCCAGGCGCUGCGGCUUCAGGUCAACCAGCUGAGGCAGCAGCGUGCUGCUCGUCCGCCUGUUCUUCCGAGACCUGCACAGGCGCAAGCUCCACAGGCUGGUCCUGCUGGGCCCGCAAACGCAGUGGCAGGAAGGACGCUAAGGGUUAUUUUGCAGACAAGAUCGAAGUAUGCAGGACUUAUUAGAGGGGGACACAAGAUAUUUGCGGUCGAGAAUGUGAGUGAGGAUACGACGGUGGUGCAAGUUAAGGAUACACUUGAGAGGCAGAAGUGUGGGAUUAAGGCGACGGGCAUGAAUAUAAUGUGUGGGAGGAUGCUAAUGGCGAAUCACCAAACGCUAGGAGAGUUUCCUGGGUUAAAUACUGUGAAGGCUAUGGAUGCUUGA
Hyaloscypha bicolor E is the source of this 1593-nucleotide messenger RNA. RefSeq lists its product as uncharacterized. The coding region runs from base 1 to 1593 and encodes 530 amino acids. Gene Ontology annotation, molecular function: ATP binding; protein kinase activity. The record is from RefSeq and is a predicted model, not a curated record. Lineage: Eukaryota; Fungi; Ascomycota; Leotiomycetes; Helotiales; Hyaloscyphaceae. Gene Ontology annotation, biological process: protein phosphorylation. The transcript is spliced from 5 exons.